GGGGCCUAAAAAGCAAUCUUCCAAAUACUUAGUGAAGUGGAAAUGCUGAGACAUUCUUAAUCUCUCUCUCUUUGGGAUUCUCACUUCUUCCGGUUUCUCAAGGAAAAUCAAAAGAGUUGGCAUUGAAGAUGGUUAAAAGUAAAACAAUUGAGUUGUAUGGAUUCCCUCAUUAUGUGACUGUGCCUGAUGUUAAGAGAUUUGUAGAGCAGUAUACUGGUGAAGGAAGUGUGGUUGCUAUAAAGAUAAGAGAAGGCAAAGCCCGUAUUCGAACAGCAUUUGCAAUUAUCCAAUUCACUACUAAAGAUCAUGUUACAGAUAUGAUGGCCUUACCUAGCAGAAGUUUGUCACCAUUGCAGUACGGGAGCUCCUAUUUAAAAGUUCGGGAAAUGGAAAGAGAUAUUGUUCGAAGGCCAAGGGAAAUUUUGCACAGUUUGAAUGAUGUGAAACUGUAUUUUUGCUGUCAAAUCUCAGAGGAAAGAUUAUCUGUUUUAUGGAGAGAGGUGGAUGUUAGAGUUGAUUUUGGGAUUGGAAUGAGAAAGUGGCGAUUCACUUUGUGCCAUGACAAUAAGACAUUCAAACUUGAGCUUUCAUAUGAGAAUAUUUGGAAGAUUGAGCUGCAUCAACCACGGAGCAAAACUACAAAGUAUCUAUUGAUUCAGUUAAUUGGUGCUCCUCGGGUUUUUGAGCUUUAUUCUCCUACUUCAGAUGAUGCAUAUAACGUAUACGAAGAUCUUUCCAAGAACUAUUUUAGCGAUCCCCCUGAUGACCAAUGGAUCCGUGCAGUAGAUUUCACUCCAUGCAGUUGUAUUGGGCAGUCUUCUGCUUUAUGUCUAGAGCUUCCUAGCAACAGAGAUUUUCCGAAUUUCAGGGAAAACUUUGCUCAGUACGAGGAAAGUGCGGGUCCAUACAUGUUGGAGAGCGGAUCACCUUUUUCUUGCAAUCUGGAUGUUGUCCCCAUGGUUUCUCCUCCUCAAGGAAUUCAAAUUCCAUUUGACAUCUUGUUUAAAGUUAAUUCAUUGGUUCAGCACGGGUGUCUUUCAGGUUCUGAACUCGAUAAUGCUUUCUAUCAUCUAGUUGAUCCAACUAGAGUGAAUGUUGAGCUUAUUGAGAAUGCUUUAGAAAAGAUGUACUAUUCAAAUGAUUUCUGUUAUGAACCUGUGAGAUGGCUGAAAGAUCAGUACAAAAUGUACCAUAGUUCAAAUAAUCUGCCUCGGUCACCAACUAUAUCUUUGGAUAACGGUUUGGUAUAUGUUCGCAGGGCACAGAUAACACCUUGCAAAGUAUACUUUUGUGGUCCAGAGAUUAAUGUCUCAAAUCGUGUUCUGCGUAAAUACAAAAAACAUAUGGAUAACUUUCUACGUGUUUCGUUUGUUGAUGAGGAGUUGGAUAAACUGUAUUCAUCAGAUUUAUCUUCACGUAUUUCCGUGGGUGGAAGAACUGAUAUAUACUAUAGAAUUCUUUCCAUCCUUAGAAAUGGCAUAGUUAUUGGUGAUAAGAAGUUUGAAUUUCUAGCUUUUUCAUCAAGUCAAUUGCGUGAAAGUUCGCUAUGGAUGUUUGCUCGUACACCAACUGGAGAUACCGCUGGUUCCAUAAGGGAAUGGAUGGGAGAUUUUAGCCGGAUAAAAAAUGUAGCUAAAUAUGCUGCUAGACUUGGACAAUCUUUUGGUUCCUCUACCGAAACUACAACGGUCAGCAGCACCGAAAUUGAAAUUAUUCUUGAUGUACAUAAUAAAACCAAAUAUGUCUUCUCUGAUGGAAUUGGCAAAAUAUCUCUUGAACUUGCCAGGAGAGUGGCUCAAAAAUGUGGUUAUGAUUCUAUGCCGUCCGCCUUCCAGAUUCGGUAUGGUGGGUACAAAGGAGUUGUGGCUGUUGAUCCAACCUCAUCGGUGAAAUUGUCACUGAGGAUGAGCAUGCUCAAGUAUGAUUCAGACAACACAGAUUUGGAUGUUUUGGCAUGUAGUAAGUUUCGGCCUUGUUAUCUGAAUCGACAGUUGAUUACUCUCUUAUCCACUCUUGAUGUCGAGGACAGUGUUUUCGAGAAAAAACAAAAAGAAGCUGUUGAUCAACUGAACACAAUACUAACUGAUUCGACAAAGGCACACGAGGUUUUGGACUUGAUGUCUUCCGGGGAGGUCACUAAUAUUCUGAAGGAGAUGCUUAUUUGUGGUUACAAGCCUAAUGUUGAACCAUUUCUUUCAAUGAUGCUGCAGACAUUUAGGGCCUCGAAACUUUUGGAAUUGCGGCAAAAAACUAGGAUAUUUAUUCCAAAAGGAAGAGCAAUGAUGGGAGUUCUAGAUGAAACUAGAACCCUAGAAUAUGGUGAAGUUUUUGUUCAAUAUUCUAACAAUAGGGAAGACAGUCUUUCUCAUGUAGUUAACGGCAAGGUUGUUGUAGCAAAAAACCCGUGCUUGUACCCAGGUGAUGUUCGUGUUUUGAAGGCUGUGGAUGUGCCAGCUUUGCGCCACAUGGUGGACUGUGUUGUUUUUCCUCAAAAAGGUCACAGGCCACAUCCAAAUGAAUGUUCCGGAAGUGAUCUAGACGGGGACAUCUACUUUGUUUGUUGGGAUUCUGAAUUGAUUCCACCCAAGACAAUUGAUCCAAUGGAGUAUGAUUCUGCGAAACCUAUUGUAUUGGAUCAUGAUGUGGAGAUUGAGGAAGUGCAGAAGUAUUUUACCGAUUACAUACUCAAUGAUUGUCUUGGAAUAAUUGCCAAUGCACACACUGUCUUUGCAGACAAAGAACCUGGAAAAGCAAUGGCUGAUCCAUGUGUUGAGCUUGCAAAGCUAUUCUCAACAGCAGUUGACUUUCCAAAAACCGGUAUCCCAGCAGAAAUACCUCGUGGUCUUUUCCCCACAGAAUAUCCAGAUUUCAUGGAGAAGCCUGACAAACCUAUCUACAAAUCAAAGAAUGUAAUAGGAAAACUUUUUAGGGAAAUUCAAGGUAUUUCAACAAAGGACGGCUCUAUUACAUCUUUCACAUUGGAAGUGGCUAAAGAGUCCUAUGAUUCCGACAUGGAAUUCGAGGGCUUUAUGGAUUAUGUUGACGAUGCAUUCUAUCACAAAACCAAUUAUGACUACAAGUUGGGAAAUCUGAUGGACUACUAUGGUAUCAAAACUGAAGCAGAAAUCCUAAGUGGAAAUAUUAUGAAAAUGUCAAAAUCUUUCACGAAAAAAAGGGAUGCGGAUGCGAUUACUAUGGCCGUAAGGUCCCUAAGGAAAGAGGCAAGGAGUUGGUUCACUGACAGCGGGGCUGGUGUAGAUUCUGGGAGUGAUGAUGCAUAUGCAAAAGCUUCUGCUUGGUACUAUGUUACUUACCAUCAUAGUUACUAUGGUUUGUACAAUGAAGGUAUGCAGAGGGACCAUUUUCUAAGCUUUCCAUGGUGUGUUUACCAUUUGCUUGUCCAAAUUAAGAAGGAGAAAGCCAGGAUGAAGAUGCAUUCGAGAAUGGAACAAAGUUUCAGUCACAGGUUGCGUCUUGAUUGACAUAUCUGCUUAUAGUAUUGAACUCUGCAUUUCAUAUUUAUGGUAAGGUCAAGAUACAGUUUUAAGUAUAAUGCAAACUCAUUCAAGGUAUUAUGAAUGAGUUGUUUUUUUCUUCAAUGUUUCUUGUUUUGAUUGUAAAUAUUAUGAAGACCUGUAGUGGUAUUAUUCAUGGGUAUUUUCUAUCUA
Molecule: messenger RNA, 3668 nt
Organism: Medicago truncatula (barrel medic)
Lineage: Eukaryota; Viridiplantae; Streptophyta; Magnoliopsida; Fabales; Fabaceae
Product: RNA-dependent RNA polymerase 1
Exons: 5
Coding region: 129-3482 (1117 amino acids)
Biological process (GO): siRNA processing
Cellular component (GO): nuclear RNA-directed RNA polymerase complex
Molecular function (GO): RNA-directed RNA polymerase activity
Source: RefSeq, a predicted model, not a curated record